AUGGAGAUCCUGCCUGAUGGGGGUGUCGAAAGGCCCUUUCACACCGAGACGCCGUUGUUGGAAAGUGUGGCUCUUUCCCAAGCCGCUGGAACCAAAGUCUACAUGAAGCUAGAGAAUGUCCAGCCAAGCAGUUCCUUUAAAAUCCGAGGUAUUGGCUACUUUUGCCAACAGAUGUCUAAGGAGGGCUGUCAACACCUGGUCUGCUCCUCAGGUGGAAAUGCUGGUCUGGCUGCAGCCUACGCAGCCAGGGAACUGGGGGUGCCCGCCACGAUCGUCGUGCCCCGAAGUACCACGGAGUCAACGAUAAAGAGGCUCGAGCAGUACGGAGCAAAAGUGGAAAUCUUUGGGAAGGUCUGGGACGAUGCUAAUGAGCGAGCGAUGGCACUAGCUAAGACUGACGGUUGGGUCAAUAUCCAUCCUUUUGACCACCCACUAGUCUGGAAAGGACACGGCAGCAUCGUCAAGGAGCUGAAGGGCUCCCUAGGGACCCGGCCGGGAGCCAUUGUGCUGUCGGUGGGAGGUGGGGGUCUUCUGGCUGGAGUGGUCUCCGGCCUGCAGGAAGUGGGCUGGUCGGACGUCCCCAUCGUUGCUGUGGAGACCAGAGGAGCUGAGAGUUUUAAUGCAGCCAUCCAGGCUGGGCAGCUGGUCACUUUGCCCGACAUCACCAGUGUGGCCAAGUGCCUUGGGGCUAAGACGGUGGCUCAGAGGGCCCUAGACUGUACCAAGGAAUGCCCAAUCAUCUCUCACGUUUUGGAGGACGUGGAAGCUGUGGAAGCUGUGGAGCAAUUUCUGGAUGAUGAACGGAUAUUGGUGGACCCGGCUUGUGGUGCCUCACUGGCCCUCCUAUAUUCAGGCUACCUACAGCAGCUGCAGAAAGAGGGAAGGCUAAGCCAGGCCUUGGAGUCCAUAGUCCUCAUCGUCUGUGGGGGGAGCGGCAUCAGCCUGCGGGGUCUCCAGGCUAUGAAGAAGCACCUGGGCAUGAAAUGA
Protobothrops mucrosquamatus (brown spotted pit viper) is the source of this 987-nucleotide messenger RNA. It is a transcript of the gene SDSL, whose product is annotated as serine dehydratase like. The transcript is spliced from 7 exons. NCBI's taxonomy places the organism in Eukaryota, Metazoa, Chordata, Lepidosauria, Squamata, Viperidae. Gene Ontology annotation, biological process: L-threonine catabolic process; L-serine catabolic process. The record is from RefSeq and is a predicted model, not a curated record. Bases 1 to 987 code for a protein of 328 amino acids. Gene Ontology annotation, molecular function: pyridoxal phosphate binding; threonine deaminase activity; L-serine ammonia-lyase activity.